CAACGAAGGAUGACUAGGAUAUCCUCAUGCAGAGGCCAUGGUAUCACCGUGUAAGGAUCUUCGUCAGCCAUACAUUUCUAGUAAUCUAUUUUGGCCCAAUCCGGCAAUGGUGGUCACCUGAGAUACACUUCCCCUCUUUCUCCAUCGCCAUACCGGACCACGAUGAUCGUCCGGCUGCAGAUCUGGAAACUCUGCAAUUUACAAAGAAGUUCUCUUCCACCAGUGCAGCUCUGCGCUCAUCCACUCAAUCAGAAACCGCUGGUGUGGUGCUGCACCGCCAGCAUGUCCGUUGUCUCGUGAGCCCAUGCAGUCACCGAAACGUGUCACUGGUGUCUGACAAAGUCCACCAAUCCCACCACAGAGGAUCACUUUGAACAAGUGGACGGGACGUGGGAAAACAAAACGGUGGUGUCGUCGUAUCUGCGUCUCCUCCCCCCCCUUCCCACGUUGUUUUGUCACGGACAAGGAUCGCUCUGCCGGCAGUUAGUACCCCUAGUAUUUACGACGGAGUACAUCGCCCUUCCGACCCCCCCUUGCCCCUCCCCCCUCCUUCAAGUCGGGGAGAUGGAUCUGGAAUACAGGUCGGACAGGGUGUCCACCCACCCUGACGCACCGUUGCGUCGUCCUCCUCGUCCUCCACAUCCCCCUCGCCGGUCGCAGAUUACCACCCCCUCCCACUCCACCCCGGUGGUCGAACCCGUUGGUCCCUCUCACCAACCCACCCCAGCUGGCAAUAGCAAUCGCGACUAUAUCCUCGAUGAGUCGGCUCGUGCGUAUCGUACCACGACCCUCCGUCAACUCAACGGGUCGUCCGCCAGACCCUGGUCCGCGAGAUCGCGACAUCAGGCCCAUCAUCAUCAUCCUCCCCCCACCCGGUCGACCCACGCGUCGCAGCCGGUACUGGUAAGAGCCUAUUCAGGCGGUCCCCAUGAUUCCCAAGAAACGUCCAAGAUGCCAUCGCGGCGAUCAUUCCUCUUCACGGGUGGCUCUGGCUCCGGGUCCCAGAAUCGUGGGCCCCCACUCCCGUCCCACGAGGACUUCGGCAUCGAUAGCAUUCUACGCGCCAUUGAACCCAACAUCAGAGGCACCCUAGAGUCCAUCGGCGAGAUAUGCGGUCGCAGCAAACUCAGCCUCGCCAACGAAUACGGUAGCCAUAUCGCUCCCUUGGGCGAGAUCCGCGCCCCGGCAGGCGGUCUCUUGACUGUCGAAGAGGCGAGCUCGGACCAUGAACGACAGCUCGACAACGUCGUUAUCUACGACGACGAGCCGAGUCUCCUCGACGGACGGGAUGUGCCCCGCUCUCACGCUGAUUACUGGGACCAUCGUCUCCCGCAUGGGGCGGCUGUCUAUCCGUCCACGAUACCCCUUUCUCGAGAGGCGCCGCCUGCCCAACCAUCGGCAGACGCCUGCGGGAAGGAUGCCCCGACAGUUCCGACUACGCGAGAGUUCGUAUCGAGUCCCAAAACUGGCGGUCGCGCGUUCCUGCAGAAACAGGCGCACUCAAGCGGCGAUGACCACAGACAACGGAUCCUUACCCCGGCUGUAGUGUCCGAGGUGCUUCUCGACGCGCGAGCAGAAAGCCACCAACCCGAUCCCCUGUUGACGUCGGACGGCGGCGCGGCAGAGACGGGGGUGGGCGCUGUGGACGCAGACGCGGACGUCAGACCGCGACGCUGGCGAUCGCCUUCCGAGUCGGAACGGCCGUCGAUGGGCGCAGAUGCGCAGGCGCUAUUUGGCUGGCUCAGGACUGCCCGCGACGGUCGGACCGAUAGGCCGACGGCGGAGAUGAGACUGCGAGCGAUGUUGGAGAGGCCGCGGGAGGUGGCUCAUGCAGAGUAGUCUUGUCUUUUUGACCUGGAGAUGAGAUCUACCAUUACUGUCUACCCUUGAUACGGUCUACACUGGAUGUCAG
This is a messenger RNA of Aspergillus candidus, 1912 nucleotides long. RefSeq lists its product as uncharacterized. NCBI's taxonomy places the organism in Eukaryota, Fungi, Ascomycota, Eurotiomycetes, Eurotiales, Aspergillaceae. The record is from RefSeq and is a predicted model, not a curated record. The transcript has a single exon. The coding region runs from base 565 to 1839 and encodes 424 amino acids.